Fonsecaea erecta is the source of this 1158-nucleotide messenger RNA. RefSeq lists its product as hypothetical. The record is from RefSeq and is a predicted model, not a curated record. Gene Ontology annotation, biological process: regulation of DNA-templated transcription. Bases 1 to 1158 code for a protein of 385 amino acids. Gene Ontology annotation, molecular function: zinc ion binding; DNA-binding transcription factor activity, RNA polymerase II-specific. The transcript has a single exon. NCBI's taxonomy places the organism in Eukaryota, Fungi, Ascomycota, Eurotiomycetes, Chaetothyriales, Herpotrichiellaceae.
AUGGCCCGGCAAACCGAGCCCAAACGUUCGAUCACGGCGGCGAGCAGUGACAACGAAGCAUCACCAGCUCCCAGCCCUGGGGAUGCUCGGAUUUCUACCGUCAGCAGCUUGACACCGGCGCAGCGAGCUCCACGAGCAGCCAAGGGUCCCAUGAAACACCCAUGCGAUAACUGCAAGAGAAAGAGGACAAAAUGUAACAGCGAAGUGCCAUGCGCGACUUGUAUACGGAUGCACGUCAACUGUAAGUACACAGAUCAAUACAACAAGCGUGGACUCGCCGAGUCAAUGCUGAGACACAUCGACCUAAUCGAAGACAAAUUGGUGGAGCCGUUGUGUCUGUAUUUAGAGCUGCUUUCCGACCGAUGUUGGUACAAUUGGACAACGCCCAACAGACAGUCGGUGAUGGACGUCCUCUUAAUACUCCGUGAACGCGGGUUGGCCAUCCGGGCGUCCGCUCACGACAUGAUGCCAGAGAGCCGCCGCGGUAGCACCACAGACCAGGGUGCUCAUAAUCCCACGGGCUACAGCAAUGCAGACCAGUACUCUCAGCAGCCCACGGGCUACAGCAAUGCAGACCAGUACUCUCAGCAGCCCACGGGCUACGGCAAUACAGAUCAGGAUGCUCAGCAUCCCACGGGCUACGGCACCACAACAGACCAGUAUGUUCAACAUCCCACAAGCUACGGCACCACAGACCAGUAUGCUCGGUAUCCCGCAAGCUACGGCACCACAGACCAGUAUCCCCAGCAUCCCACAAGCUACGGUACCACAUACCAAUAUACUCAGGGCUCCAUAAGCUACGCCUCCAUGACGCACGCCCACGUCGAUAUACCAGAGAGGAGCAACGAUAGCACCAAAUACCCGGAUUCCACAGGCUACGGCAUCAGCCCCAAUGCCAACUCGGCCGCGGCAACGGAGGACAAUACAAAGACCACAGGGAUGGAUGGUGGGAGCGGCGGUAGCGAGCGGGAAUUCAACUUGAGGAACUGGCCGCCGCGGGACCAACACCCCGUCGUCCAAGACUUCCCAGAGAUCGGCUCGUCGAAUGCCUCUCCCAGGAGAUCUGACUUCAGCACCCGGCCAGCUGAAAUAUCUGUUAAUAUACAGGGUGAGGACUUACGUCACCCAGCGGAAUAUUAUCACCUACCCCGUUAUUGA